AUGUGUGAAUCAUCAAAUAAGACUGAAAAUGAUAUAGUCAGAUUGUCACAAGCUAUGGAUGUCCUGGCUAAGUUGAUCAUUUCAAAGCAAAAAGAUGGAUCACAAUUACAAGUUGAGUACGAGCAUAAGUUGAAAGAAUUAGAGAAAUUCAUUAACCUACUACUGGGAUUGCAUGAAAGCACUGUGGGAAGUAUGAUGAAUACUAGUGUUCUUGACAUGGUACUGCGGAAUGGAAUAGAGAUCAUGGAAAAAGACGAUCAAAAAUAUGCCCUGAUACCGAUUAAAGCCAAGGAAGAGGCAGAUAAAACUACGAGCACUAUUCAGGGAGUAACCAGCAAAAAGAGUAGUAAAAAGAAAAAAAAUAAGAUAAAAUGUUCAUUUUGUCACGAGGCUGGCCACACAAGGGCACACUGCGGUGCGAGACUGACAGUUAUACCCAAGAAAUAA
Messenger RNA from Saccharomyces cerevisiae S288C, 447 nucleotides. RefSeq lists its product as uncharacterized. The coding region runs from base 1 to 447 and encodes 148 amino acids. NCBI's taxonomy places the organism in Eukaryota, Fungi, Ascomycota, Saccharomycetes, Saccharomycetales, Saccharomycetaceae. The record is from RefSeq and is marked reviewed. Gene Ontology annotation, molecular function: zinc ion binding; nucleic acid binding. The transcript has a single exon.